AUGGCCCCCGAUGCCGUCUCCCACCCCAGUCCCGCCGGCUCCGUGGCCUCGUCGGUAACCACCACCCUCCUGAACAGCAACAACAAGCGCAGCGUCCCGGACUCGCAUUACAGCCCCGCCGGCGGACAUGGAGGACACGCCGCGGACUCGGGCACCCCGACCGGCGGGGCCGGGCCCGGGACCUCGCCGGCGUCGCAACCGCCCGCCGAGACGGGCAAGAAGCGUAAGACCGGCCCCGGGUCCAGGGGCGUCGCGAACCUGACGCCGGAGCAGCUGGCCAAGAAGCGUGCCAACGACAGGGAGGCCCAGCGAGCCAUCCGCGAACGCACGAAGAACCAGAUCGAGACGCUGGAGCGCCGCAUCCAGGAGCUCACCUCCCAGCAGCCCUACCAAGAACUCCAGGCCGUCUUGCGCGCCAAGGAGGCCGUCGAGGCGGAGAAUGCGGACCUCAAACGCCGCCUGCAGGCCUUCAUCACCUCCAUCCAACCGCUGAUCUCAUCCACACCAGCGGUCCAACAACCGCCAGACCCUGUGGUCUUCCCUUCUCCAUCCGGAAGCUACUCCCACCCGGUCCACCACCCAAACGGGCCCAUGUCCGCCAACAACGCCUCGACGCCCAAUAGCGCCGCCUCGCCCGCCUCCCUGGACCCCACCGCAAACUGGCAGACUUCCGGCGGCGGCGGCGGCGUCCCGGACCUCUCGCCCCCGAACCACAUGUACGCCGCCGGCAAGAUGCUCAACCAGCAGCGCCAGGACCUCCGCCACGGCCUCGACCUCGGCCCGGAGCGUCUCGGCCUCGACUUCCUCCUCGACUCCAACGCCCGCCUCGGCAAGAUCCAGAGCGGCCCCAACGGCGCCCAGGACUCCCCGCACUACCACCACGUCCCCAUGAAGCACGACUGGACCGGCGUCGGCCCCGUCUCCCACUCCCGCAGCCCCUCCCUCUCCGGCCCCUCCACCUCCGCGAACAACGCCAACAACGCCAACGCCAGCGCCACCGUCCACACCCCGCGCUCCUCCCAGAUGGACUACGGCCCCGCGCAGUCCACCCCGUCCUCCGCGCCGUCCGAGCCCUCCCGCGCCCUCGCGAGCUACUCCGCCGAGGUGAAGAACUGCGGCCCCACCUGCCCGCUCGACUCGCUCCUCCUCGACUUCCUGCACGAGCGCCGCCAGCGCGCCGCCGACGGCCUCUCCGCGCACGAGGUCAUCGGCCCACGCUACCCCUCCGUUCUCUCGCUGCUCAACCCGGCCAACAGCAAGUUCUCGCACCCGCUGUCCAAGGUCUUCACCGACAUCCUGGCCACCUUCCCGGACCUCUCGGCGCUGCCGCAGCGCGUCGCCGUGCUGUACAUCAUGUUCCUCAUCAUGCGCUGGCAGAUCUCGCCCACACAAGAAAACUUUGAGCGGCUGCCCGACUGGGUGCGCCCGCGGCCGUCGCAACUGUUCACGGAGCAUCCGGCCUGGAUCGACCACGUGCCCUUCCCCGCGAUGCGCGAGAAGCUGUGCCGCGACUACAACCCGCGCGAGUACCUGUUUGACAACUUCUUCGUGCCGUUCACGACGACGCUGAGUCUGAAUUGGGGGUAUGAGGACACGGAUACGCUGCUGCAGGUGCCGGAGUCGGACGAGGUGGUGAUUAACCCCGUGUUUGAGAGGCAUUUGAGGAGGAUUGAGAAUUGGACGCUGGGGCAGGCGUUUCAUCAGACGUUUCCGAAGCUGGCGGGGACGUAUAACUUGAAGAUGUGA
Messenger RNA from Colletotrichum aenigma, 1746 nucleotides. RefSeq lists its product as uncharacterized. The record is from RefSeq and is a predicted model, not a curated record. Lineage: Eukaryota; Fungi; Ascomycota; Sordariomycetes; Glomerellales; Glomerellaceae. The coding region runs from base 1 to 1746 and encodes 581 amino acids. The transcript is spliced from 2 exons.